GAGAAUUGGAGAGAGAUUGUACAGAAUAUGAAGGAAAUCGUGAAUUGCUCCGAACAAGAUAUUUACGCAAUGCUUGAAGAAUGCAAUAUGGAUGCUGACGAAGCCAUUAGUCGUCUUAUUUCUCAAGGUAGUUUUCAGAAAGUGAAGAGUAAACGAGACAAGAAGAAAGAGGCCAAAGACGCAUCAGAGAUUCAAAGACUUAUUAGUGGUAGCAACCGGUAUCGCGAAUUUAAGAGCGGCCGUGAUUAUUAUGUUGAUCAAAGUAGAGGAAACAAGCUUAACUCUUAUGAAACGAGUAAUGUGCAAGGAAGUCGUAAUCAUUUGGCUGGUUCAUCUACUACAGCCGGCAUUCUUAGUCCCAGUCCUCCAUUGAACAGUGCUGUAUCAAAUGUUGAAACUAAGAGAGUGCCAACAAGCUCAGGUGAAGCAGUUCCUUCUUUAUCUGUGCCAUCUUCUAGGUUGAUACCUGCUUGGGGAUGUGGUGCCUCUGGUCAGAGAACAGUGGCUGAUGUUGUGAAGAUGGGUUCAGCUUCACCAAAAGAGAGUGUAACUAAAGCUCCUGUCAAGGAUGAUUGUCUCUUACCUGAGAAUCCAGUUGUUCCUAAUCCAUUCUCUAACUCAUUUAUUGAGUCUGCUGCUAUAAGAGACCGACUUCAAGAAUCUGCUUCUGUAUCCAACCAAACAUUUCGCGAUGGAGGCUCACAGUUGUUGUGUGACAAUUACAAUAACAAAAAUGAUGAGACUUACCAAGUGAAAAGAUGUUCUUUUGAGAACAAUCGAACCAAAGAUCCUUUCGCGCCAGCAAAUUUAGACCAAUGUAUUAACGAGUUAAAGAAAUUGAGAUUUGGUCGUUUUGGUUCUGGGAUAAAUGGAUCUGGCGAACAUAGCAGUCUCCCAUCACAGUUCUUGAAUGAUGACUCAGAAGAUAUAUCCGGUUUUGCAGAUGAUUUGUCUCUCAGACGCCUGAACUUAAGAGAUGGUGAGUGCCAUGAAGAGGAACAACAACAACCAAGGAUGAAUGUUGCAAAUGAACAAAUGGCAUAUGAAAUCAACUGUGAUCAGACAGAACCUAUUCAAGAAAACCAGUACACGUCUUCAUCUGCUACAGGUUUCUCAUUUUAUAAUAGUCAGCUGUUCAAUCCUGUGAUGGCUUCUUCAGAACGAAGUCUUCAGAUGCAAAAUUUGAAUACCUUCCCCGACACUAUGCAUCAACAAGCAUACACGAGGGAACUGGAUCCUUGGCACUUGGCUUCUCCUCUCAAUCAGUCAAUGCCUGGUGCAUCUUCACUUGGUCGUAGGCUAUCACUUUCCAUGCCCGAGAUGAACCACCACCACCUUUACUCUCAGCCUAAUGUUCCAUCAGAGCAUUAUGGUAAUAUGAUGAACUAUCCUUACUCUCUGCCAGCACAGAGUGAUACCUACGACAUGCCAAUAUCAGCAUUUCAGCAACAUGGUGGUGGUAACAACAAUGCCUACCAUCUUCAUCCUUUAGUUUCACCGCUUCCUUUGCACAGAAACAGUUAUCCAUGUCAACCAACUGUCGCUGCCGGUCCUUCCACUCGUAGUUCUGCUUACGGUUCCACUACUGGUUCGGCUUACGAUUCUGCUAACGGUUUUGGCAUGUUGAGCGAUAACACUGCGAACUUGAGGUUUGAGUAUGAAGAUGACUUGCACACACGGUUUAGAAAUCGCUUGGCAUCACUUCAGCAUCAGGGUAUGAACUCAAAUAUGUGGACUCCUCCUCAAGGACACAACGAGUCAGGAAGGAAUUAUGGCAGCGUAUUCCCGGGUCAUCAGAAUCAACAGUCACUGAGUUUCAGACAUAACCAACAACAAGUAGAACAAGAGGAGCCUUAUAGAGGAAUUGGCAAUGCAUUUGAAAGAAGCAGUCGUUACUAUGCAUAUCUGGACCAACAAACCAGUAGAAGAGGAGACCCAUCUAACCAAACCCAACAACAGCAAUGGCCAAGAAACAACAACUAAUCAAAAUCAACCAAUCAAAUUUUUUUCUGAUACAUUUUACUUAACAACUUAUAAUGGGUUUUACAUUUACUAACCCUUCUUUGUAUGUAGUACUAUAAACUACUCUGUUUUGUUAAUAUGCCUUACCAUUAAAAAAGCUAAAAUAAAGUUUUCUGAUUUCA
Arabidopsis arenosa is the source of this 2144-nucleotide messenger RNA. NCBI's taxonomy places the organism in Eukaryota, Viridiplantae, Streptophyta, Magnoliopsida, Brassicales, Brassicaceae. The record is from the annotation of a GenBank genome assembly.